Malus domestica (apple) is the source of this 558-nucleotide messenger RNA. Its product is annotated as elicitor-responsive protein 3. The record is from RefSeq and is a predicted model, not a curated record. Lineage: Eukaryota; Viridiplantae; Streptophyta; Magnoliopsida; Rosales; Rosaceae.
AUGAAAGGAGGAACCCUUGAAGUACUUCUGGUUGAUGCUGAAGACAUUAGGCACACAAAUCUUCUUGGUAGACCAUCCUACUACGUGAUCAUAAAGUGUGGAAACCAAGAAUACAGAAGCAAGCAAUCAUCAGAUGAAGAUGAAAGAGUUAGCUGGAAUGAAAAAUUCACGUUUGAAUUCCCCUUAUCAAAUUGGAAAAAGUUGACUCAUCUCAAACUCAGAAUUAUGGACACUGAAUUAUUCACAGAUGGUGGAUUUGUUGGUGAAACCAUGAUUCAUCUUGGUGGGAUAGUUACUGAGGGAAAGGACAGAGGAUUUAUUGAAUUAAAACCAGCUCCAUACAAUGUGGUGCUUGAAGAUGACACCUAUAAAGGAGAGAUAAAAAUUGGAUUUCGAUUUACUGCAAAUAAAGAAUCUCAUGUGGUAGAGACAAGGGAAUUCUCGGCAGAUGACAAGACUAAACCAAGAGGAUCAAUCUGUAGGAGCAUUGCCAACUUCUGGAGAAUUUUAUGGUGGAGGUUCUUGUUUUGUCACAGAACGGAUUCUAAAAAUAAGUAG